AUGGCUCUCUCACUCGGAAAUAAAAAACCAACUGAAUUAAAAGGCAUCGAAUUAUUGAGGAACCCAUUUUAUAAUAAGGGUUUAAGCUUUACUAUGGAAGAAAGAAGAGAAUAUGGUCUUGAAGGCUUACUUCCCGGAAAAUAUGAGACUAUUGACGAGCAAGUUUCUAGACUUUGGAACUCAAUUAAUAAGAUAGAUUCAAAUAUUGGCAAGUAUACUUUUCUUGAAAAUAUUAGAAGUUCAUCUUUUAUUCUUUUCCAUUCUCUUCUAGAUAAAUAUUUCAAAGAUUUAGCUCCUUUGGUAUAUACACCUACUGUUGGUGAAGGAUGCAUAGAGUUUUCAAGGAAUCCAACAAUUAGAAAUUGGCUAGGUUCUGGAUUAUAUUUAAAUAAAUUUCAUAAGGGGCGCAUUUAUGAAAUUUUAAAAGGUUUUAAUAACGAUAGCAUUGAAGUGAUUGUACUAACUGAUGGUGGGAGAAUCUUGGGAUUAGGUGAUCUUGGCCUUAAUGGAAUGGGUAUUCCUAUGGGAAAAUUAUCGUUAUAUAUUACACUGGGAGGAAUUGACCCUUCAAAGGUAUUGCCUAUUUCUUUAGAUAUCGGUACAAAUACCGAAGAUAUUUUAAAUGAUAAGUAUUAUUUAGGUAUUUGUGAAAGGAGGAUUGAUAAUGAAGAGUAUUUCUCCUUGAUGGAUGAAAUUACCAAGGCCAUUUUUAAAAGGUGGCCAAAAACUGUUCUUCAGUGGGAAGAUCUUACGACUUCCAGAGCCAUUGAUAUUUUGAAUAUCUACCAAAAUCAAUUCCGUUGUUUUAAUGAUGAUAUUCAAGGUACUGCAAGUAUUGUUUUGGCAGGAAUAAUUAGUGCACUAAAAAUUGCUGGGAAAAGUUUCGAAGACCAAAGAAUUCUCAUCUGUGGAGCGGGGUCCGCAUCAAUUGGUAUUGUUAAUUUAAUCAUUAAGUCAAUGGAAAUUAAGGGAAUUCCUUAUGAAAACGCAUUGGAAAAGUUCUGGCUUGUUGAUUCUAAAGGAUUGAUAACCAAUACAAGAGAUCUAAAUAGCUUAGACAAAUUUAAAAUACCAUUCAUUAGAAAAAACAUCGACAAGAGUAUUACUGACCUAUUAGAAAUUGUUGAUUUGAUCAAACCGACCAUUUUAUUGGGUGUUUCUGGCCAGGGAGGAAUUUUUAAUGAAAAAGUAGUCAAAACUAUGGCAUCUUAUGUUGAAAGACCUAUAAUUUUUGCUCUUAGUAAUCCUACUAAUAGAGCAGAAUGUAUUGCUUCUGAUGCAUAUAAAUGGACGAAUGGUAAAGUUAUAUUUGCUAGUGGAAGUCCAAUGCACUCUGUUGAAGCGAAUAACGGUACUAAAUUUAUUCCAUCGCAAUGUAACAAUAUGUAUGUGUUCCCUGGAAUUGGCCUUGCUGCUCAAAUUGCUCAGCUUAGCCACAUCCCAGAUAUUUGUUUUAUUGAGGCAGCAUACUCAGUUUCUAAUUCUAUUCAAACUGAUUCCGAUUCUAAUAUUUUAUUCCCUCCGCUAACUGCUCCAGUUGGUAGAGAAAUAUCUGCAUCUAUUGCUGCUGAUAUCAUCCUUAAAGUAAAAGAGAUGAAUAUCAUCAAUAAAAGUGCAUGCCCAGAUUUACCUUUAGAUAAUAGGGAAAACAUCCUCAAUUAUAUUAAAGAUAGAAUGUGGCUUCCUUAUUAA
Messenger RNA from Cryptosporidium ubiquitum, 1692 nucleotides. RefSeq names its product malate dehydrogenase. The record is from RefSeq and is a predicted model, not a curated record. Gene Ontology annotation, biological process: pyruvate metabolic process; malate metabolic process. Gene Ontology annotation, cellular component: mitochondrion. The transcript has a single exon. Bases 1 to 1692 code for a protein of 563 amino acids. NCBI's taxonomy places the organism in Eukaryota, Apicomplexa, Conoidasida, Eucoccidiorida, Cryptosporidiidae. Gene Ontology annotation, molecular function: malate dehydrogenase (decarboxylating) (NAD+) activity; NAD binding.